Molecule: messenger RNA, 1387 nt
Organism: Magnolia sinica
Lineage: Eukaryota; Viridiplantae; Streptophyta; Magnoliopsida; Magnoliales; Magnoliaceae
Exons: 7
Coding region: 525-1040 (171 amino acids)
Biological process (GO): vesicle-mediated transport; endoplasmic reticulum organization
Cellular component (GO): endoplasmic reticulum membrane
Source: RefSeq, a predicted model, not a curated record
AAAAAAACAGAAGAUGAAACUCGCUGAGAGAGAGCGAUGGGGAAUGAGGGCGAGAGGAAGAGGAGCCGGAGUUGAGUGAACUCGGACUCGAGAGAAGAAUGCGUCAUUGGUCAGAGAUUUGGAAGAGAAGAUUUCAAAGGUGCCUUUUUAAUAGCCUUUUAAUCGGAUGAAUGAAAAAACGCAUUUUUUCCCGAGAUUUUGACGACUCCGCCGUUUUUAAUCGACCUAACCCAAAUACAAAUGAUACUCCCGACAGUACCAAACCCGACCCGUAUAUGCUGAACCCGAACCCAACCCGAUUUCAAAUCGGGUUAGUGUUUUUCAACCCGAACCCGACCCAAACUCGGGUCGGGUCAGUCACCCGAACCCAAGUUGCAGCCCUACCAGCUCAGGCCUCAGUAGAAAAUCCGGGGAACAUGUACACCAUGCGCUUACAAGUUACAAACAGCGCUCGCAGUGGCAGAGAGAGGGAGAGUGAGAGACUGCUCGUGCAGGGAGAUCGCAUAGGCGAGUAAUAAAAAAAGAUGCAGCAGAGGAAAUCAGCAUCUGGGCGGCCUUCGGGAACGGACGGCUCAGAUUUCUCCUACCGCAUGGUCAUUGACCCCAGAUAUACCAAAGUCGCUCAAGGAAAAUCUCGACUCCGUAUAUUAAUCACCAUUCAGGUCGUCAGCCAGGUGAUUGGAGUUUUAUGGGGUUUUUUAUUAGCAUCACAAGGAAAGGAUCUUGAUACUCUUGCUAUUUCAUUAAUCGUGAUCGGUUGCAUUUCGAUCAUCGCUGGAGAACUAGGUCGGAGGCGCAGCCAUGCUAAUCUGUUGAGACUCUACAUUGCUGCAUCAACUAUUACUGCUAUGGUUUCAGCGGUGCGGGUUGUUGGAAGUGGUCUCUCGUUUGAGGUUCUCCAAGACCAGAAUGCAUCAGUUCUGAAAAAGUUUGAAGUUGUCGAAGCUGGCCGUGUUCUGCUGAGUGUACCCGUGCAAAUAUUUGCAGUCAUCACAACAGUUUUGCUGAUCCAAAACAUGUCUCCAAGGAGAGCUUCUUGAGGGGUUGUAACCUCGGCAAUUGCAGUGAUUUUCCAUCUAUCAGCUGCAGAAUUGCUUUGGAACAAUUGUAUCACAUUAGGGCCUUUGUUAAUCCCCAGAUAAUGGUACUAUUAACACAGUUUAAUCAUAUUGCAGUAAUGUUUAAUUUCAGUAUGUGCUCCUGGAAGCAUUCAUGUCCAUUUGCUUGUGCAUGUUAAUUCGUGUCUCCUCAACUCUAUUAGGGGUCUGCAUUUCAGUAUCGAUAAAAAAUUCUCUGUAUUAGUUAUCGAUUUGGAUCUCUGCUUUGGGUUAAAACAUCUUGGAAAGAAAUAAUCUGCUUCCCUGUAACUAAGACAUUCUUGAUUCAA